GGGCCGGCGGCCCUGACUGGGCGGUGAGGGGGCGUCGGAGCGUCGAGGCGGCCGCGGGCGGCCGCGGGUUCGGGAGGCCUUCCCUGCUCCCCCCGCCCGGCUCUCGCGAGGGCUCCCGCCUGGGUGUGGAGUCGGAAGCCAGUUUCCAGACGGCUUUGCCUGCGUCAUGGUUCUCCGCGUUGGCUGCCCGUGAGGAGCGCCUGGCCAGCCCUCCCUCCCCGCCGCUGGCCGCGGACCUGGCCGCCGGCGAUCGGGGUCUGCUUGGGGAGGGUGAGCAGCUCCCUGCAGCCGAGGUUGAGGAGGACUGUCCUGGAUGCACUUAGCCCCCCUCAGCUUGCCCAGCUUGGCGUGCGUCUGCCAUCUUGGGGGUUUGGGAAGACACUUUCCUGUGGCCUCGAGAUGUAGCGGUUUGCGAUUCUCGGGAUUUGAAGAUGGCUGCACAGUCAGCGCCGAAAGUUGUGCUAAAAAGCACCACCAAGAUGUCUCUAAAUGAGCGCUUUACUAAUAUGCUGAAGAACAAACAGCCGAUGCCAGUGAAUAUUCGGGCUUCGAUGCAGCAACAACAGCAGCUAGCCAGUGCCAGAAACAGAAGACUGGCCCAGCAGAUGGAGAAUAGACCCUCUGUCCAGGCAGCAUUAAAACUUAAGCAGACUUUAUAUUCGAGUCCGGAGAGUGGCUGUGGAAGGAUAUGUCCAAGCUGUGGCUGGGCGUCUGGAGGGCGAUGCCAUGCAACUAAGAGCUUAAAGCAGCGCCUGGGUAAGAGUAACAUCCAGGCACGGUUAGGCCGACCCAUAGGGACCCUGGCCAGGGGAGCAAUCGGAGGACGAGGCCUGCCCAUAAUCCAGAGAGGCUUGCCCAGAGGAGGACUACGAGGGGGACGUGCCACCAGAACCCUGCUUAGGGGCGGGAUGUCGCUCCGAGGUCAAAACCUGCUCCGAGGUGGACGAGCCGUAGCUCCCCGAAUGGGCUUAAGAAGAGGUGGUGUUCGAGGUCGUGGAGGUCCUGGGAGAGGGGGCCUAGGGCGUGGAGCUAUGGGUCGUGGCGGAAUCGGUGGUAGAGGUCGGGGUAUGAUAGGUCGGGGAAGAGGGGGCUUUGGAGGCCGAGGCCGAGGCCGUGGACGAGGGAGAGGUGCCCUCACUCGCCCUGUGCUGACCAAGGAGCAGCUGGACAACCAGUUGGAUGCGUACAUGUCAAAAACAAAAGGACACCUGGAUGCCGAGUUGGAUGCUUAUAUGGCACAAACAGAUCCAGAAACCAAUGAUUGAAACCUGCCCGCCCUCCUGUGAGAGACUCUUGUUCAAAAGUCACCACAUCUGUAAAUAACCUUGAAAUAACAGAUGGAGAAGACACCUGAUUGAUGCUGGAAGGACCUAUCACAAUAGGCUAUGGACUUAACUUGCCACCAGUUUGUGCAUUUUAGUGUGUUCCUUUUACUUUUUUGAUACUGUGUUGUAUGAAACCCUUUUUUCCUCUGA
This is a messenger RNA of Prionailurus viverrinus (fishing cat), 1475 nucleotides long. It is a transcript of the gene CHTOP, whose product is annotated as chromatin target of PRMT1. The transcript is spliced from 7 exons. The coding region runs from base 432 to 1265 and encodes 277 amino acids. The record is from RefSeq and is a predicted model, not a curated record. Lineage: Eukaryota; Metazoa; Chordata; Mammalia; Carnivora; Felidae.